GCUUUGACGGCUUCCGCGUUGCAACUUCUUUUGCCGUUCUGCGUUCAUCUAAAGUGGUGGUAGUGCUAUACCUAGCGAGGCAACCGCUGGAAAGACUUGCGAGAUCUGCGCUCUGAUUAUCUUCUCAUAUCGGCCACUACGAGUCUUUUGUUACCAAAGAUGGCUGCUCUAGGGGAUGACCUGUUGCGUGUCGUCAAUCAGCUUCAGGACUUGGUUUUUAACACCAUCGGCUCGGAUUCUCUCGAUCUCCCGCAAAUCGUUGUCGUCGGAUCCCAAUCAGCCGGUAAAUCGUCUGUGCUCGAGAACAUUGUUGGGAGAGACUUUCUCCCAAGAGGAAGUGGCAUUGUGACCCGACGGCCGCUGAUCUUGCAAUUGAUCAAUGUCGAAGAGGAUGAGUCUGAGCCGGAUGCGCAUGCUGCGUAUAGAAAUCCCACGCAGGCGCGUCGUUCCGAGUGGGCUGAGUUUCACCACAUUCCAAGUCGUCGCUUUACCGACUUCGGCGAUGUAAAGCGCGAAAUUGAAAAUGAAACGUCUAGGGUUGCCGGUACCAAUAAGGGCAUUAACAGGCAACCCAUCAACCUCAAAGUCUACUCGCCACAUGUACUGAACUUAACCUUGGUUGAUCUCCCGGGUCUGACAAAAGUGCCUAUCGGCGAUCAGCCAGCAGAUAUCGAAAAACAAACGCGAACUUUGAUAUCCGAGUACAUUGCAAAGCCGAACAGCAUCGUUCUCGCGGUCUCUCCUGCAAACGUGGACAUUGUCAAUUCAGAAGCGUUGAAGCUCGCUAGACAUGUGGACCCUCUAGGCCGUAGAACAAUCGGAGUGCUGACGAAAGUAGAUCUUAUGGAUCAUGGAACAAACGCACUCGAUAUUCUGUCCGGCCGGGUAUAUCCGCUAAAGUUGGGGUUUGUAGGAGUGGUCAACCGGUCACAACAAGACAUCCAGGGCAACCGACCAAUGGAAGAAGCUCUCAAAGCGGAAUCAGAGUUCUUUCGCCAUCAUCCAGCAUACCGGAACAUUGCAGCGCGGUGUGGAACUCAAUUCUUAGCCAAGACGCUUAAUCAAACGCUCAUGGCUCACAUUCGGGAGCGUCUACCGGACAUAAAAGCCCGCCUUAAUACUCUAAUGGGCCAGACACAACAAGAACUCGCGAGCUAUGGGGAUAUGCACUUCAGUGGAAAAGAGCAUCGUGGUUCUAUGAUUCUUCAAUUAAUGACACGCUUCGCUACCUCAUUCAUCUCGUCUAUUGAUGGUACCUCAACCGAGAUCUCCACUAAAGAGCUAUCCGGAGGUGCCCGGAUUUACUACAUCUUUAACUCUGUUUUUGGCAGCUCCUUAGAAUCGAUCGACCCUACUUCAAAUCUGUCCGCUCUGGAUAUCAGAACUGCCAUCCGUAACUCUACUGGUCCACGCCCCAGUUUGUUCGUUCCCGAAAUGGCCUUUGACUUACUCGUGAAGCCCCAGAUCAAGCUACUUGAAAUGCCAAGUCAGCGUUGCGUCGAGCUUGUUUAUGAGGAACUGAUCAAGAUAUGCCACACCUGCGGUUCAACGGAACUAUCACGUUAUCCAAGACUUCAGGCCAAACUUAUCGAAGUCGUUUCGGAUUUACUGAGAGAAAGACUGGGGCCUGCGUCAUCUUAUGUGGAAUCUCUCAUCUCGAUCCAACGUGCAUAUAUAAACACAAACCAUCCCAACUUUUUGGGGGCCGCUGCUGCUAUGAGUCACGUUGUCGGCGCUAAACAGGAGCGCGAGAGGAAGAAGCUCAUCCAGGAGGAAAGGAAUCGACGGGAGAAGAGACGACUCAAAGAAUUAGGUACCAAUGGCACUGAUCCUCAGGAAGAAGAGGAGGAAGCGGCCCAUGGGGGAGUUGAGUUAUCACAUCCUCGGAAACAUCUGCAAAAGGGCUCUCGGAGUAUGUCGCCAGCUGUUCGGGAGAACGGGCCCGGAAGUAUCGUGGCAGGUAUGAAUGGUAUACGGCCAAAUUCUCCUGCUCCCUUCAGCACUCAAUCCACUGGUAAUACUCGAGACUCAUUCUUGACGUACUUCUUCGGGAAGGAUGGUACGAACCAACCGUCAGGGGCUGGUCUUCCCUCACCGCUCCCGCGUCAUGUUAGCCAAGUAUCGGAACCAACUUUUAGCCAGAGUAUCCGACGUGGCGAAGAUAAACUCCCAUAUCGACCUACCUCUUCUCUGGCUCAUGAUGAAGAGAGCCUUGCAAGCCCCGAGGCUGGUGGGUUUGGCCUAGUUCAACAAAUGGCCGACAACGUGGAGCCAGCUCUCACCGAGCGUGAGGCUAUGGAAACGGAGCUCAUUCGUGCACUUAUAUCUUCUUAUUUCAACAUCGUCCGGGAAUCGAUCGCAGAUCAAGUUCCCAAGGCUGUAAUGCAUCUCCUUGUAAACCACUGCAAGGAUGUUGUGCAAAAUCGGCUUGUCAGUGAUCUGUACAAAGAGAGUCUGUUUGAAGAGUUGUUGUACGAAGACGACGGCGUCAAGAAGGAGCGAGAAAAGUGUGAGAAGUUACUGCAGACGUACAGGGAAGCGGCGAAGAUCAUUGGUGAAGUCAUAUAAAAGUGAGGAC
Xylaria bambusicola is the source of this 2578-nucleotide messenger RNA. RefSeq names its product Dynamin central region-domain-containing protein. Gene Ontology annotation, molecular function: GTP binding; microtubule binding; GTPase activity. Gene Ontology annotation, cellular component: peroxisome; microtubule; mitochondrion. The transcript has 4 exons. Bases 160 to 2568 code for a protein of 802 amino acids. Gene Ontology annotation, biological process: mitochondrial fission; peroxisome fission. Lineage: Eukaryota; Fungi; Ascomycota; Sordariomycetes; Xylariales; Xylariaceae. The record is from RefSeq and is a predicted model, not a curated record.